Molecule: messenger RNA, 1551 nt
Organism: Lacerta agilis (Sand lizard)
Lineage: Eukaryota; Metazoa; Chordata; Lepidosauria; Squamata; Lacertidae
Product: protein mono-ADP-ribosyltransferase TIPARP-like
Exons: 5
Coding region: 81-1460 (459 amino acids)
Molecular function (GO): NAD+ poly-ADP-ribosyltransferase activity; metal ion binding
Source: RefSeq, a predicted model, not a curated record
AGAAGCAAGACCCUUCUCCUGGGGGCCUGCCUGGUGUUAGCCUGUGUGCAGUUUAGAUCCUGCAGUUCGACUGCACCCAGAUGGCAGAAAAUGCCGAGUCCUCUGUGUCUGAGCUGGGCCACACCUCCUUGCAGGAUGAGUUGCUGGGCAUUACAAUCCUGAAGUUACCUGGCACAGACAACGUCCCACUAUAUCACGUCCAUCAGAAGAACGGCGUGCCGAUCUGCGACAACUUUCUGCUAGGAUGCUGUUAUUUGCAGGAGCGGUGCCCUUGUCAUCACACCCCGUUCCCCUACCACUGGCAGUGGCGCCGCCAGAAAGACAAAGUGUGGCUUAGUUUCAGUUUCUCAGCUCAGCAGCAUCUGGAGAAGCUCUACUGUGAACAGGAAGUCCCCACGGCGCAAUUGAGGGACAGGACGGGCAACGUGUAUUUCUUAAACUUUAACACCAUGGUUCUCUCACCGAUGCGGCUGUAUGACCAAGUAAGGCGACUGUCCAACAGCAGCAGCCCUGAUUACAGUCCCUACCUCUUUACAGAGUGGAAGGUUUACUGGAAUGAAAGUGGUGAUUGGAAGGAAUAUGAUGAGCCUAUCGCACAGGAACUCGUUGCUGCUUUCGAGCGGGGCAUGUGGAACCAUGCCUUCUGUCUGCAAGAUCAAAUCUACAAUGUAGACCUCAAACAGUUUAUCCAGCGCAACGUAAAGACGGGCUUCACUCGUGAGAUCACGUUCCGACCCAUCUGGCGCUCAGCUGCCAUUACCGCGCGCUGCUUGCGGUCACUUGCUCCACCCCUGACCACUGCGGCUCUCGCAGGAGAAGAUCCUCUAGAUUUGUUCUGUGGUCCUUAUCCUGCGGCCUGCGUCCCGCCACCUCAAGGGGGCUCUUCUUUCACAAUGGCAGAAGUGACUCUGUCAGAAGUAGCCUAUCAGAUGGUGAGGAAGCUGUUCCAUGCCAAGUUGCCCGAGGAUGAGGCGUUGGUGCUGGCUAUCUACCGCAUACGCAAUGACCAACUCUGGAAUAAGUAUAUGAGCCAGAAGAGGCUCAUGUUCCAGGUACGCUCAGAGGAGGACCAUCCCUCCGUGGAGAGACACCUCUUUCACGGCACAGCGGCAUCUCGGAUCAAGCCUAUUUGCAUAGGCAACUUUAACCCCAGCCUGGCAGGAUCAGUUAAUGGCGCAGUUUUUGGCCGGGGUGUUUACUUUGCUAGGGAUUCCUCCUACUCAAACAACUAUGCCGUAGCAGCCAAGAACAAUGUGCGCCACAUGUUCCUGGCCAAAGUGCUGACUGGUCGCUGGUGGAGAGGCAGCUCACGGUUAAGGCGAACUCCCCCCCAGUUCGACUCCUGCACAGAUUGUAUCCGUGACCCACACAUCUUUGUUAUCUUCAGAAGCUGCCAGUGCUACCCCUACUUCCUGAUUCGCUACAAGGAAGUGAAGACACCUGUAGCUGUGGAUAUGUGAGAAGAGCCUCUCCUCCUCUACAUCUCUGCUGCGACGGUCUGUAUUUCGGGUCAAAAGCACAUGACUCAGCAAGGCUACUUUUUCCUUUACU